Messenger RNA from Pseudogymnoascus verrucosus, 3911 nucleotides. Its product is annotated as putative NRPS-like protein biosynthetic cluster. Lineage: Eukaryota; Fungi; Ascomycota; Leotiomycetes; Thelebolales; Thelebolaceae. Gene Ontology annotation, biological process: carbohydrate metabolic process. The record is from RefSeq and is a predicted model, not a curated record. Gene Ontology annotation, molecular function: kinase activity; phosphopantetheine binding. Bases 195 to 3878 code for a protein of 1227 amino acids. The transcript is spliced from 6 exons.
CAUCAGUCCCUCGCAUUUUUUUGACAUCGAGCCACUCCGAGCCAGAUGAACUAAAUCUUUGGAGUAAAACUUUUUUAUCUUAAUUUGGCCACAUAGAAUCUUCUCCUUCUAUAAAGACAGGGCCAAAAUCGUUGAGCGUAGUCAAGAAUAUCAAACGCCAUAAACCAAUACCACAACAACAAUCUACGGCAACGAUGGCGGCUGAUAUUGCUCACUCCUCGACCAUCCAGCAUAUUUCGUCACAAAGCUUCUUGUCACCAGUCGAUACUUCAUUAGUCUAUUCUAGACGACAGCGAACGUUUACAACAAAUCAUGUCCCACAUACCAUUGAUGAGUUGAUGCGCCUCCGAGCUUUCCAUCAACCAGAAGAGCCAAUCCUUGCAUACCCAGUUCACAAUACAGACUACGUCGAAUACACAUACAGGGAACUUGAUGUGUUUGCAUAUCGUGUCGGACAGCAAUAUGUCCAACACACGACGCAAAGACGGUCAUCCGCUGAGAAAGAAAAGGUGGUGGCAUUGCUUGGGCCAUCUAAUCUGGAUUAUUUGAUUUCAGUGCUUGCACUGACCAAGUCAGGUUUCACAGUGAUGUUCCUCUCAACAAGGUUAUCUGAUGCUGCGUACCUGUCGUUGUUGGAGAGUACACAAUGCCGAGACAUAAUUAUCCACGAGUCGUUUUCUACGACCGCAGAGCGAUUGCGGAAAACAAUGCCUGAUUUAAGCGCUUAUCCAAUUGCCCAACCGGCAUCUUACGCAUUUACAACUCGAGAGAAUGACCAGGAUACUUGCCUGGAUUAUCAUCUCGAUCUCGAGCUUGAGGCUCUGAAAAUUUGCUGGAUUAUCCAUUCAUCGGGAUCCACUGGAUUGCCAAAACCAAUUUUUCAAACUCAUAGGGCUGCUCUUACGAAUUAUGAAAACAACCUCAAUAUGCGAGGGUUCAUCACGUUACCACUAUUCCAUGCACAUGGUAUUAGCAGCGUUUUUCGAGCCUUCACAUCGAUGAAGAAGAUUUACAUGUAUAAUGCGAAUCUACCACUCACCCAUAACACACUACUCAGUAUCAUGGCUGAGCACAGUUUCGAAAUACUUUAUGGCGUACCGUAUGCCCUAAAGUUACUUGGAGAGACCGAGGAAGGAAUUAAGGCUCUCGUCAAAUUGCAAGUGGUGAUGUUUGGUGGAUCUGCGUGCCCUGAUAGUCUGGGGGAUAGGCUAGUCGGCGCUGGGGUAAAUCUCAUCAGUCACUAUGGCACUACGGAGACUGGUCAAUUGAUGACCUCAUUCAGAGACCGCAGUGAUAAAGUUUGGAACUACCUACGGCCAUCAGCCACCUUGAUCCCUUUCCUGAGAUGGGAAUCUCGGGGACUGGACCUUUUCGAAUUGGUUGUGUUAGACGGAUGGCCUUCCAAAGUGGCGACAAACAGAUCAGAUGGUUCUUAUGCGACGAAAGACCUUUUCACACCUCACCCCAGCAUCCCAAACGCUUGGAAGUACAGCGCACGGCUCGACGAUACAAUCGCACUUCUCAACGGAGAGAAAGUUGGCCCAACUGACAUGGAACAGGCUAUUCGCGACAACAAAUACGUCCGUGAAGCAGUAGUUUUCGGUAACGGGAGGCCUCAAUUAGGCAUGAUGAUUAUUCCAUCCAAAGAGACAGCCGGCAUGCCUGAAAGCCGGAUCCUUGAACAUAUCUGGCCAGUUGUAGAGUCAUCUAAUGCGGCAGCCCCAGGAUAUGCUAGAGUCUCCGUGGAGAUGUUGAAGCUUCUGCCAGCAAGCUCGACGUAUCCCCAAACAGAUAAGGGAACUGUUAUUCGCCAAGCGUUCUACAAACUCUUUGAGAAAGAGAUAGAGGAUGUUUACUCAACAUCUGAGCUAUCACCAUCAACUAAUGCUCCAAGCACAGAGCCUGAGAUCCGCGCCUUCUUGAAGGAGAAGGUCUGCACCUUGAAUGGCCAAGGAGAGCUUGACGAUGACACCGAUCUUUUCUCCGUUGGCCUUGACUCCUUGCAAGCUUUACAGUUGCGUUCGCUCAUUCUGAAGAAGCUUCCGGUGUCUGGGAAGGUACUCGCCAUGAAUUUUGUUUUUGAUUUCCCAUCAGUUAAUGCUCUGACCAGAGAGCUAGUUUUGUUACAGGAUGGCCAAACUUCUAAAUCAAUACCGGUUCAAGAGCAGAUGGCUCAAUUAAUUGAAAAAUAUGGAAGCUUUCAACAUCACAUACCAAAGCCUAAUUCCAAUGAAGGCCAGUACAUUGUUUUGACUGGCGCAACUGGGUCACUGGGAGCACACAUCAUAGCCCAAAUAGUACUGCUCCCUGGCGUUAAACAAGUCUACUGCUUUGUUCGUGCCAAAUCAGAAAGCGAUGCCAUCACGCGCGUUAUAUCCUCGAUGAACACCCGAGGCUGUUAUCAUCAGUUGCCCCUUGAAGCUCGAAGAAAAAUUGUCGCGCUUCCAUCAGAUUUCUCAAAAGAGGACUUAGGACUUGGCUCGGCAGUAUAUGCUGAGAUUGCCCUCAAUAUUACGUGCUUGAUCCAUUGCGCCUGGUCUGUGAAUUUCAAUUUAAGUCUCCAGAGUUUUGAGAAAGACUGCAUUGCAGGAGCUAAGCAUCUCAUGGGCCUUUGCUUGUCAGCUGGUCGACCAUCACCUGCAGCAUUCAAUUUCUGCUCCUCCGUCAGCGCCGUCGCAUCAACGCCUCCAGGAGAGGCCGUUGUUGAGGACCUCCCGCCCAACUUGGAUUAUGCACAAAACAUGGGCUAUGCACAGUCUAAACUUGUGACAGAGAACAUCGUACACCAAGCCGCAUGUCAGACCGGAAUGAAAGCACGCACCUUACGUGUGGGCCAAAUUGUUGCAGACACACAACACGGAAUCUGGAACGCAACCGAAGCCAUACCUCUGAUUCUACAAGCCGGCAAGACCAUUGGAGCCAUCCCUGCACUUGAUGAGUCUCCUCUCUGGCUACCUGUUGAUGUGGUUGCGAAAGCGGUAUCCGAAAUCUCUAUCUCGGACUCCCCGGCUGGAACCACAAACGUCGUAGCUACGCAAUCCUUCCACUGGACGCGCGACCUUCUCCCAAAACUCCAUGCCGCCAGCUUGCAGUUCGAAGAACUCGGUCAACGUGAAUGGAUCUCGCGUCUAAAGGCGUCGAACCCAGAUCCAGUGCAAAAUCCACCUAUCAAGCUCCUCGAUUUCUUUACCAAGAAAUAUGACAACGACAACAUCGUACGCAAAGGCCUACAAUAUAACACCCAGCGUGCACAAAGCCUAUCGCCGGCUCUCGCGAUGGCGGAGAUCCUGAGCCAAGAACUCGUUGACAAGUUCGUUGGUCAUUUCAUCACCACAUCAUGGAAAACCACGGAAAAUAUCCAAGGCACCAUCAUCGUCGUCGCUGGGCCAUGUGGCGCUGGCAAAUCCACUGUAGGCACAGAGAUUGCACGUAAGCUGAAUUGUUCAUUUAUCGAGGGCGACCAGCACCAUGAUGUCCAAGCCCUGGCUAAGAUGGCGAGUGGCCAAGCUCUCGACGACGAAGACAGGUGGUUGUGGCUUGCGCGUCUACGAGCUAAGGCCGAGCUCGAGAUCUCAACGAAUGGUAAGGGUGUGGUAGUUCUGGCGUGCUCCGCGCUGAAGGGCAGAUAUCGAGAUGUACUGAGGGGUGUAGGGAAGAGGAUUAGAACCGUGUUUGUGAUGCUACAGGUUGAGAAAAAGGUUGAGUUGGCUAGAAGGCUGGAGAUGCGGACGGGCCAUUAUAUGAAGGCUGAUAUGGUGGAGUCACAAAUGGCUAUUUUGGAAGGACCACGGGUUGACGAAAUUGAUAUUUUGCCAGUGGAUGCGAAGAAUAUGCCGCAGGAUUUAGCAGAAGAGGUUUUCGGUGUUCUAGGAUUGUAAAAUAUAAAUUAUAGGGAUAGUUUGAACUAGAAG